AUGUAUUUUGGCAGCAAGUCGAUAAUACUGAAACGAAAGAUUGAUCAGGCUAUAUUUAAAUGUGGCUUCUCAUAUGAUCAUGUUGGUGUAGGAGAGGCUCCGUCCAUCGGUCUACAAGAAGCGGUAGACAGAACCCUUCCUCAGCAGCCGGAUAUCCUCAUACCUGUCCAUUCCAGGAUUCACCUUCCACGUGGCGGGGUCCCAAAGAUCAAGCCCAAACCGAUAGGGACACUCAAGGAACCGAAACCCAACCCAAAAGAUCCAGCAAGCCUGGAUGCGGAGCCUAUUGUCAGGCCUAGGCAGGAAACAGCCGAUACUUCUGGAAGAAUCUUGACGAAGGAUCAGUAUAUAGCUCGUGGGCGGACGGUGCGAAAGGGUUUGGCAAGUAAUAUAGCAGUAAAAGAUAAUGAUAAAACGAUCAAGUCUGAGGAAACACUCCUAGCGCCUGGAGAUGGUUCAGUUGCCAACGUAAAAGACGUACACAAACCAUGUGUACGACGAUCUCACAGAGAUUCUUCCAGAAGGAUCAGUUUCACUAGGAUGAUUCCGACAGAUAAAAAUAGUAUCGACAAUUAUGGCGGAUACAACAAGGAAACAGGAACGAUUGUGGUCGAAGAUGCGGUAGCAGCAAAUGAUCUCUUGCCCAAGAGCGAUCCUAGAAGACUCAAACCAUCGACAUAA
Molecule: messenger RNA, 681 nt
Organism: Sclerotinia sclerotiorum 1980 UF-70
Lineage: Eukaryota; Fungi; Ascomycota; Leotiomycetes; Helotiales; Sclerotiniaceae
Exons: 5
Coding region: 1-681 (226 amino acids)
Source: RefSeq, a predicted model, not a curated record